Messenger RNA from Papaver somniferum (opium poppy), 2179 nucleotides. RefSeq names its product L-type lectin-domain containing receptor kinase IX.1-like. NCBI's taxonomy places the organism in Eukaryota, Viridiplantae, Streptophyta, Magnoliopsida, Ranunculales, Papaveraceae. Gene Ontology annotation, molecular function: ATP binding; protein kinase activity; carbohydrate binding. The transcript has a single exon. Gene Ontology annotation, cellular component: plasma membrane. The record is from RefSeq and is a predicted model, not a curated record. Gene Ontology annotation, biological process: protein phosphorylation. Bases 1 to 2079 code for a protein of 692 amino acids.
AUGGGUUAUUACUGCAAAUCAUCAACAAAUCCUCAUCUUCAUUCUUCGAUCUUCUUCUUUCAAAUCAACACAAUAUUAUUACUUCUUCCUAGUCCUAUAAAUUCAAUGUCCUUUAACUUCCCAAAUUUCUCACCGAAUGAUCCUAGCAAUACUAGCAUAAAUUUCCAAGGAGAUUCAACCAGGACAGGUAACUUCAUCAAUUUCGUGGGGAAUUCAGGCGACACCAGUGAUCGCAAAAUUUCUGGCCGUGCCACGUACUCAGAAGCUAUAAAACUUUGGAAUGCAACCACUGGAUGGCAGGCAGACUUUGAUACAAACUUCUCAUUUAUUAUUGAUAGACUAAAUAAGGAUAAGAAUAAUGCUGGUGACGGUUUAACCUUUUUUCUUGCUCCUUUCGGGUCUAUACUUCCAACAAAUUCUUCCGGUGGAGCUCUUGGCUUAUUGAGUCAGAACGUACCUCAAAAUAAUCGGGGCAUGAAUCAAAUUGUUGCGGUUGAGUUUGAUAGUUUUAAAAACACAUGGGAUCCAAGUUCAGAUCAUGUUGGUAUCAAUAUUAACUCGGUAGUGUCUGUGGUUACUGUAUCCUUAGCAAAUGGAACUAUAAGUGAUGGAAGAAAAGCUAAUGCUCGGAUUACUUAUAACUCUAUUACCAAAAACUUGAGUGUAUAUCUAACUUAUAGUCGAAAUCCUGUUUUUAACGGAAAUUCUACUUUGUAUCAUGUUCUUGAUCUAAGCAAGGUUCUUCCGGAGCUAAUUACUGUUGGAUUUUCAGCAGCAACCGGCGUGUAUACUGAAGUUCAUCAAGUCCUCUCCUGGCAUUUCAAUUCCACUUCAGAAUUGAUCGAGGUGAGCCAAGAUAAUAAAACAGCUGAAGGGAAAACUGGUGGUGAACGACAAACUGAUGGUGAAGGAAUAAGUAAGAAAACUGAUUUGGCGGUUGGUCUGGGUGUUGGCUUGGGUGUUUUUGCAUGCGCGCUUGGUUUUGCACUCUUUAUUUGGUUAAAGAAGAGGCCGAGGUUAAGGAACUUUGAUGAUGAUGCGGAAAAUUCUGAUGUAUCAAUGGAUAAUGCAUUUGAGAAAGGAACCGGACCGAAGAGGUUCUCAUACAGUGAAUUGGUUUAUGCGACAAAUAACUUCGAUGAGGGAGGAAAACUGGGACAUGGAGGAUUCGGAAGAGUGUACAAAGGUUUCUUGAGUGAUCUGGGUGUGAAUGUGGCAGUUAAAAGGGUCUCACGAGGUUCAGACCAAGGAAAAAAAGAGUACCAGGCGGAAGUGAAGAUUAUUAGCCAAUUACGGCAUAGAAAUCUAGUUCAGCUCAUAGGUUGGUGCCACAAAAGAAAUGAAUUACUUCUUUUGUAUGAAUUCAUGCCAAACCGUAGCCUUGACAAACAUUUAUUUGGUGGGGAAAAUACUCUCAGAUGGGAAGUGAGAUAUAAAAUAGCUCUUGGUUUAGCUUCUGCAGUACUAUAUCUGCAUGAAUUAUGGGAACAAUGUGUGCUUCACAGAGAUAUUAAAGCAAGUAAUGUAAUGUUGGAUUCAGAUUUUAAUGCUAAACUCGGGGACUUUGGUUUAGCAAGGCUUGUUGAUCAUGGAUUAGGUUCUCACACAACUAUGUUGGCCGGAACCUUGGGUUACUUAGCACCAGAAUGUAUUUUGACGGGUAAAUCAAGUAAGGAAUCUGAUGUUUAUAGUUUUGGAAUCGUUGCACUUGAGAUUGCUUGUGGGAGGAGACAGGUUGAAGCAACUAAAGGAGUGUUAAUAGAGUUGGUUUGGGGUCUUUACGGAAGAGGAAAGCUGUUGGACGCAGCGGAUGAAAGGUUAAAGUUGGAGUUCAAUGAGUUAGAAAUGGAACAAUUAAUGGUUGUAGGAUUAUGGUGUGCUCAUCCUGAUUCUAAAUUGAGGCCUUCGGCCACUCAAGUGAUUAAUGUUCUUAAAUUUGAAUCUCCUCUGCCUAUACUUCCACCUGAGUUACCAACUCCAGUAUAUCUUCCAAUUGCACAAUCCGUGCCUAAUUUUUCUUCAUUAGUUGGUCUUACUGAUACAGUCACAGGUCUUACCAAUACACUCACAGGAAGAUAGUAUUGGUGUACAAAUGUAUGUAUGAUUUCAUUAUCAUUCCUUAAUCUUUGUAGUUAUAGUGUUCCACAUUUUUAUCAUAUAAAGUGUACAGUCAAUAUUA